Molecule: messenger RNA, 426 nt
Organism: Puccinia graminis f. sp. tritici CRL 75-36-700-3
Lineage: Eukaryota; Fungi; Basidiomycota; Pucciniomycetes; Pucciniales; Pucciniaceae
Exons: 2
Coding region: 79-426 (115 amino acids)
Source: RefSeq, a predicted model, not a curated record
CACAUUUCUGGCAUUAUUCACUUGGACCUCAAUACCUAAAAAUAUUCCUUUCCCCAAACCACACGCUACUCGGGCAACAUGUCCGCGCGUAUCGCUCAUGAACAUGACUUAAAACCUCCUCCCAGCCCCUAUAUGUCACCUCAAUCCUCCUUUUUAAGCAUCAUCCCAACACCAUUUCCCAGCGUACAGAAAUUCUCACAUUUAAAGCUUCCUCCCUUCGCGCCUCGCUCUUUCAAGUCAGAUCCAUCACCUACCAUGACAUCUAUCCAUGCGUCCAUCCCUCUUGCUAUGACUAGACUUAUCUCCGCGAGUCAAUAUACUUUCACCUUAUUAUAUUCUCCACCACCUAUCAGAAGUAGAAUUGCGGUGAGGGAGUCCGGUGAACAAUUACGGUAUAGCAUACCAGCAUUACAAGUAAUAGAGUAG